Messenger RNA from Chara braunii, 1065 nucleotides. NCBI's taxonomy places the organism in Eukaryota, Viridiplantae, Streptophyta, Charophyceae, Charales, Characeae. The record is from the annotation of a GenBank genome assembly.
GGGAAUCAUGCCGAUGAUCACAUUUUCACUUGGYAUGAAGGCUUCUGCAUUAGCUGGUAAGCAGAACAGAGGCCUAGACAAGCACCGCUUGAUGAAGGCAAUGGACAGAUUGAUGGCGGAAAGAUACUCGCUGCACUUAUGUGAGGUAGGAUCUCUCCAUAUUUAUCUUAUCAACGACAUUUUUUCUAUCUUCUCCAGAGAGCGCUCUGCUCUAGAGGCUGYCAAGCUCGAGUUCGACAGAGCCGCAGCGGAGAAUCGGCGAUUGGAACUGCAAAAGUUUGCCGACGAGAGCACUAAGAAGUUCAGAGAAGCUACUCGACGUCCACUUGGAUGGGCUUCAACGUACACUUCUCAUCCAUCWGGAGGAGUGCGCAACAGUGGGUCGGUCACAGAUUCAAAACCACGGUCUCAAUCAACCUCCUCCUKCAAGAAGGCAAGGCAUGGUGGUAGCCGUGUCAUGGCAGUCCCGAGUGGGGUGCAGGCACCUGCAGUCGUCACGGGGGACAAGAAUGUGGCUCUUCCAGUCAUCAGACAGGCAGGAUUUCAAAUAGAUGUUGCUGCGGAGGAGCUUGUUCGCUUACUCCAUGACCUGGAAAGGGACGUUGAGGCCCUCAGUGAUCUGAUUUCCAGAGGGAGUUUGAGAGAAUCGACACCAGAAGACCGUUGUGCAAGGGCUCUCCUGAUAGAAACAGUGACGGAGAUGAUGGGAGGAAACGUCCCGUGGCACUUCGAGUGUGGACGCUACAAUACAUUUGAAGAAUUUCUUUCUGCUGCUGAUGGCACUCUACCUUCCACGUAUGAGUACCACUUCUGAUUACAGUGCUUAGUAAUACGCGCUGUCGCAAUUCUCCUCGGACCAGAUCGAUUUGUCUGUUAGAGCAAAAAAGGAAGGCAGGAUGGCAUACARGAUGAGUUSUCGUUGAAUUGGUUUCUUCUUGCKUUUUUUUCCCGCAAUUAUAYUGCUCCCUUCCGCUGUGUCAUUCUGCAGAAAUUCUGCCCACUGCAGCCAGAGACGCCGAGACCCAUCUAGUAGGGCGUCCGCCUGACCCUGGAACUUUGUGAUUU